Gigantopelta aegis is the source of this 5255-nucleotide messenger RNA. RefSeq lists its product as uncharacterized. The coding region runs from base 98 to 556 and encodes 152 amino acids. The record is from RefSeq and is a predicted model, not a curated record. Gene Ontology annotation, cellular component: membrane. The transcript is spliced from 3 exons. NCBI's taxonomy places the organism in Eukaryota, Metazoa, Mollusca, Gastropoda, Neomphalida, Peltospiridae.
CACAGAUUUACACAUUAGCAAAUUGAACGCAUACAGAUAUAGAUACAUUUAACUCUUUACAAGCCAACCCAAGACCUCGUGGCUCAGCAGACACAGAAUGUCAUCAGGGACGUAUACACCUCGGACUGACGGUGUUGCCACUAUCGACCAUCAGGAGGUCCACGUGGACCUGACGAGACGAGGUCCAGUUCCAAAUGACUCGAAACCAGACCCCAACGUACAGUACAGCUCCUCCUCGAACCAAGUGGUAGUGAGCCAGACGACAGUGCCAAUCGUUGCCCAGCAACCAGACCCGAAACGAAAGCCCAAAGACUUUGUGAUGACUUCAUGUUUUGUGAUAUUUGCUUGUAAUUUUAUAUUCGGCUUGCUGGGAUAUCAUUUUGGAGUGAAGUCUAACUGGGCGUGGCAGCUGGGGGACGAGGUGGAGGCGAGGAAGAAGGCGAGGACGGCACUGCUGUUCGUCAUCCUCGGCGUGUGUGUCGGCGUCCUCACCUACGUGCUCGUCUUCUCACUCUACUUCACCGUCGGCAAGGAAGGCGCCAAGGACAGGAUAUAGUGAGACAUAUCUUCUUCUACUUUACCGUCGGCAAGGAAGGCGCCAAGGACAGGAUACAGUGAGACAUAUCUUCUUCUACUUCACCGUCGGCAAUGAAAGCACCAAGGACAGGAUAUAGUGAGACAUAUCCUCUUCUACUUCACCGUCGGCAAGGAAGGCGCCAAGGACAGGAUACAGUGAGACAUAUCUUCUUCUACUUCACCGUCGGCAAUGAAAGCACCAAGGACAGGAUACAAUGACACACAUCUUCUUCUACUUCACCGUAGGCAAUGAAAGAGCCAUGGACAGGAUACAUUGAGACAUAUCUUCUUCUACUUCACCGUCUCUUAGAAACUAAUUGAAAUCUGUUUGAUGGAUAUUUGCUCAUAAAUCAGGUGGAGUUUAGGGUUUUACAAUAGAGGUAGCCAGUAAGAUUCAUGUUAUAUAGUGGGCCCGAAAUCUUUGGACCUGUUAGUAAUGUGGGCCUCCAAAGAAUAGGCCCUUACAUCGUGUUCUAUAGACAUUUGAAUUGGGAGUAGACUAUACAUGUUUAUACAUUGGAGACUAUUAUUUAAUGCAUUAAAAUUAAAUGCAUUUUAGUUUCAAGUUACACACUAACGCAUGGUCUCGAAUAAGCUGCAAACAAAUACGAAUUGUCACCACUAGAAACAAAGUAUUUCAAAAACGUAAUUAGAGGAAAUAUGUUGAAACUUGAUUUAACACUACCAAAGGUAACAACAUGCAAUUAUGUCCAAACUUUGUGCAAAACUACGUUGUUGUUUUUUAGAUUUUUUUUUAGAAUAACACAUGCUUUAAAUCACUGGCAUAGCCGGUGUGUGUGUGGGGGGUGGGGGGGGGUGGGGUGGGGGGGGGUGGGGGUGCAUGGGGCAAUCUCCUCUCUUUUCACCCUCACCGUUUUAUACUUUCCUGUCGCCGCUUAACAUGACUCACAGACAAAUGUGAUUGGCCCCUUCCAAUGUGGUUUGCCCCGUAAUAAAAUUCUGGCUUAGCCAGUGGUUUAAAUUUAAUAAAAAUAAACAAAUUAAACACAUUUCCAAAAUAUUUCUCUUUUAAUUUGUGAAGACUGCCACAAAAAAUCGUAGUACCAAGUUUGAGAACUAUCCAAUCACAAGUCUAGGAGAAGAUAGACUUUCACAUGUUCAGGCAGGGAUCGAUAGUGUUCAGACUGGGCUAUUUCGUUAGUGAUUUCCGCCUUAAAUUAUUGGUGAUUAAUAUAUUAUUAAUAUCGAUUAUUGAUUGCUAUAAACGGCAUCGAGUCGACGUGCUGUAUGUCUAGGUCCAGUUGUUUACAGAUUAAUUACGGUAACCAGUGAUUAAUGGACAUUUUAUAAACUUAGAAUUACAAAAACAGUACUUGAAGAAGCAAUAUGUUGACACUUUAUUUAAAACGAUCACAGGUAACCACAUCAUAAACUAAUAGAGAUAUUUUGGGAUUUAAAAAUUUAAAAAUUAAAUUUUCAAAAUUAAAAAAAAAGAAAAAAAAAAAAAAGUUUAACAUGACAAAACCAAAAAUUAAAUAACGGACUCUAUAAGACCGAUAUACCUGUUAUAAUGAGCGACGAUGAUGAUGUUGAUGAUGAUGAUGAUGAUGAUGAUGAUGAUGAUUAAAGUCGCUUUCAUACAAAUUUGUUUUGGGACGAGUCGUAAAAGGCGAGUAUGAAUAGUGUUUUUGUUUGUCUGUAUGAGUGCAUUUUUCUUGUGUGUGUCCUGUUUUGUUUUUAAAUGAGGUUCGUAAUCCUUUUCAUAGUCAGUCAUGCGCAACAUUUUGUUUACGUAAUGUACCAAUAGCACCUACGUGGUUUUGUAAUGGUAUUUGAAUACAAAGGAGGCAAUAUUGUCCAACUACGUUUUUCUUUUAGACAUUUAUUGUUUCAUUGUUUUAGAUUAAGUGAUGAACUUGACAACUGUGGUAGCAAUACUUAUGAUGGGUGCAGAAUAUGCUCACCUUUCGCGAACACCUGAUAUCAUCACUGGUGUACAGCAAUUCAUCAUAAGUCCAUAUCAUCACAUCUAAUUUUAUUCCAAUAAGCUCUAUUAUGUGCUAGUUUUGAUUUAUUAUACUAGUCUGGGACUGGCAGUCCUCUUUGAACGAUGCAGGAAGGAUGUAUUGUUCAGACAAGGGUCUUCUCGGGAGUGGCUGUCCUCCUACAGACGAGGAACUACAUAGAGAUUCAUAGAAUCAAGCACUAUUUUUUUUUCAAAAUGCCCAAUCGACUCUGCAUUGUUUAACUAUGGCUGACGGUUUUGUCAUUCAGAAUUAGGUAAUAUAACCUACGUGGUUUUGCAAUUUUAUUCCAAUACAAAGAAGUUAAUUUUGCCCAUAUUGUCCAACUACCACUGUCAAAUGACUACAUUUUCCUGAUGCGUGCAUGCGUGUAUGCGUGCGCGUGCGUGUGCGUACAUACAUGCAUACAUAUGUAUAUAAUAUAUAUAUGCGUGAAAGAAACAACUGUAUAGGUGAAACACGACACUUAUUUCGAUUUGACUUUGCCAUUGACCUGUGAUGUGGGAGGCAGACGACAAUUUGUAUGCAGUUUAUUUGACACAUACGUAAAUAGUAUCUUAUCAUAUUCUUCUGAGGUGUGGGGCAUUCACAGAGGUGCCAAUAUAGAACAAGUUCAUAUCGAUUUCUGUAAGCAAUUGUUCGGCGUUAAAAAAUCUACCCAUAAUGCAUCUGUUCAUUGUAAAUUGGGAAGAUAUACCCUGAAAUAUCAAAGAAUGUACAGAAUACUUAAGUACUGGGUACAACUACUGACUACUGAAAACUAUUUUGAAAACAGCGUACAAAUAUUUGGCAAUAUUGAAUAACACAUUAAAAUCUUGUUGUAAUAACUGGGCAGGUUUUGUGAAAAACAAGUUUAAAUGAACUAGGAUUUGGUCAUCUUUGGAUAAACCAGAAUGUCAUUAACGUAAAUUAUACUCUAAUAAAAUGAAGCAGCGUAUUUUUGACCAAGCUAAGCAGAAUCUGCUAAAUGAAAUUCAGAUAUCAACAAAAUGUACAUUAUAUAAACAUAUUGUAAUGGAUAUUACUCUACAAUUUUAUUUGUGCAAGCACAUACCCGCCCACUAUAAAAAGUACAUAACCAAAUUAAGAUUAUCAUCCCUCGAUAAUAGAAAAUGUCACCACUGUAAUAACGAUGUUGAAGAUGAAUACCACUUCAUGCUAGUUUUCCCAUUAUUCCAAAACUUAAGAAAACGAUAUAUCAAGUUAUACUACAGACGAAAUACUCCUGUCUUUAAAUAUAUACAGCUGAUGCAAACCCAAAACACUAAAGAUUUAAUUAAUAUUGGUAAAUAUAUUUGUUUGGCAUACAAGUUACGGCACUCAUCUGUUGUCUAAUAUUAUAAAAGUUAUUACUUUUCAGACGCAUAUGUUAUAACUUUGAAUGUAUUACUUCCAUGCAUGUACUUAUUUAAUAUAUUUUGGUUUAUAUAUUUUAAUGUAUUGCUACUUAAUAUGUUAGAUCAAAAGUAUGUGAUUCAUUGUAUAUAAUAAUUUAAUUCUCCUGUGUGUUUAUACAUACUGUGUAAAUAUGUUGUGCUGAUAAGCUUGUAGCUUAAAGCAAUAAACGAAUUGAAACUGAAAUAUAGGGGAAGACUAUUUGAACUGUACCAAAAUAGUCAAUUUAAGGAAAAUGAUGCAAAAUUUUCCUUUUCUAGGAUUUUAAGGCAUUUCCAUGGAGAAAGUUACAUAUAUAUUCAUAUACAUACAUCGUUAUGUAAAGAAAAUCGUCACAUUUGCCAAGCUUUCGGACUUGUGGCCUUCUUCAGGCAAUAUUCUAUUUCAUUAUCAGGUUUUAAUUUUUUUUUAUAGAUAAUACUUGAACAUCUGACAUUGUUACAUGUGCAUUAUGUAAUUAAUUAAUAUUUUUAUACAAUAUUUUAUUUGUGUGUGCCUCAUUAAAUAUGUAUUUACAUAUUUUACAAAACUACUAUGCCGAUUUGUCAUUCCAUCCUUGUUAUCUACGGUAUUUUAAGACCUAUACUAUUUGUUUCGUUUGUUAGAUGUAUUAAAUUUGUACAGGUCAUUUUGUCCCAAGCCUAUUUGUUGAAGUGUAUUAUUGUACGGACGUCCCCAUGACUUUACAAGCGCGUGCGGUUUGUUUUGCUUAUUACUCCUAGGUGUGGAUGUCCACCUCAACACACCAUAAUCCUUCAUCAACACACCAUAAUCCUCACCUCAACACACCAUAAUCCUCAAAAUUAUCUUCAAUUUUGUUUCCGUUUUCUUGAUCUUUACAUGUUUUUUUCUAUAAGCCUACACGACUCGCAUAAAAAAAAUAAAAAAUUCUCGAAGAUAUUGAUUAGUUGAAAAUAUUUGCAUAAUUAAAUAUUUUGUAAUCGUACCGAUAUUAACGUUUGCAACACAUAUUAGACUGUUUUGACCAAUUAGGGUAUAUUUGUAAACUGCUCAUUUUCAUAAUUCUUUUUAUUCAACGAGUUUUCUGAUUAGUUUGACCUAAGAAAUACUAAGAUACUAAUAUUAUCCACACAUAGUUAUGGUCGUACGGUAAUAAAAUAUAUAAUUAGAUUCUGAUGUUCAUACGUUUUAUCUGUUAGGAGUGGCUGUUGAUUUGAAUAUACUAGUAUUAUGAUGUAAACAAAUAUAGAAAUAUUGUUUGGUUUACAAGCAGAUACAAGAUGCAUGAUAGCUCACUUGUUUUAUAUGUUGGACAAAUAUAAAUAGUUUUAACUUUAA